AUGGAGAUUUUGCUGCGGGAUUGCAUUCCCUAGGACGGACAGACACCGCAAAAUUAUAAACUCGCUAGGGCUCGUUAAUAAAGCCAUACUUCGCUUGCGAUGACUGGUGAUCAAUCAAACUUGCUUGAAUUUCAAACCAUCGCCCAAAGUAGCAUCGCAUCGCAUAAAAUAAACGGAGGUUUGAAUUUAUCGCAUUGCACAGCAUUUCAUCGCCCAUCGCGCGAUAGCCAGCUGUCUGAAAGUAUAUUAAAACGAUCGUACGCCAGUAUGGAUUUUUUGAAAUAACAAGAGUAGUAUAUCAAAGUACGUUCUGGACCAGGAAAUGACGUCAGUCCAAUGGGGAGCGUGGAAGUUGGUCACGUGGUCACGUGUGAGCCAAUGGGAGCAUAUUUGUCGGCCAUUUUGUGACGUGUUGAUUAAACUUAUUAUGAUCUGUACGUUCUGGGCCAGGCGUGACGUCACAGCAAUUAAUGAAAGAAAAAAAGAUUUUUGCCGUUGCGAGGGUUUGAACCACGGAUAUGUGAAUUACGAGCGUGACCGUUUAGCGUAUUAGACCAGCAGCGUAUUCGUGAUAUGAAGAUUUAGAGGUUGAAGUAUUGCGAGAAGUUUUGGCGCGCGAUGCGUCGCCGGUGUGGCGAUAGAUCGUACGGCGUAAGGGGUACCCGGUAGGAGGUACCCCCUAGAAACUAUAGAUUUAAAUUUCUUAUAUGGUUUUCUAUAAGAAAAAUCCCCACCAAAGUAGUUUGAAGUGUAUAAAAGCAAUAAGAAAAUAAAAAUCGCUUAUAUAUCAAGAUGAGUACACCAAUAUCACAGCAACAAUCGCAAGAAGAUUCAUGGAGUAGCGAAGAUGAUGAUGAAUUUUUAUCGACUUCUGCUAAUAAAGACGAGCAAGGAAAAGAAACUUUAAUAGCAGCAUGGUCGUUAUUCUUGGAUGGAGGAAUUAUACUCGAAGUGGGGAGUUUACUGGAGGGGAAUUUUUUCAAUUCUGUUGUGCAAAUAUCUCAUCCUUCAUCUUCAUGUUAUAAAGACCUGCAGUAUUUGCAAUUUGAAUGUUCUGAAUGGAACGAAAUAUUCAGUUUUAAAACUGAGCACUUAAUUCGGCAAAUGCUACAGUAUACCCCAAAAGGAAGGAGCAAGCAUGAAAUAUUUAUAGAACCUGAAAUAAUACUUGAAACGGAAGAAGAAGAGGAAGGCGAAAAUGAUAGAUGUAUUCGAAUAAGUCACUCAGGUCGAUCUAUACUAUUUUCCAAGAAAGCAAUCGAGAUGAUAUUUACCGCCUCCGAAGUCAUUACUCAAAAAUUGAAUUUUGGUAACCGUUAUACGAUGUAUUGUCUUUAUGACGAUUUUACGCGCGCGUUGGCUGAAAUUCUACAUACAGAAAAUGUCACCGAUAAACAGAAAGAUAGUAUUUUAUCAAGAGGAAAAUUUAUAUGUAAAAAUCUCAAAUUGUUAGCAUCGCUAUCCGCUUGGAAGGAUAGAUAUGAUAAUUUGCAAGAAUUUACUGUUCUAACAGAAAUUGUAAACAUUCACCCUCAAAAAUUUAUAAAUAUGGUUGUUAGUAAAAUGAAGUUUUUGAAAUAAACAGUUUUCGAGCAAAAAAAUUUUAUUUUUUCAUCCAUACCCAUAGUUCAAGUGUACACAAACUUAUUAUAUUAGUAAUAGUAAUUUCCUUUAUUUAAUGAUCUAAAUACAAUUCAAUAUGUUUAUCGAACUUUAAAAGUUUAGCUAAUACAUCAUACAGUUGCUCUAAAACGCCUUUAUUAGCACAAUGAAUAUUGAAUAAGGAUAGAUCAAUGUCACCUGAUUGAAUUACACGACCUGUAUAUUCGCUAUAUUUAUGAAAUUUAUUUCCGGCGAUAAAGUAUAGGUAUCCAUCCAUGUAUUUAAAUAUAGAAGUUAACUUGAGAGGGAUAUCUGGAAAGUCAUCCGCAAAUAUUAACCGAUUUUUAGGUUGAUGACUACAAUCAUCGAAAUCUAUCAGUUCAUUUACUCCGUGAUAAAUAAGCGUGCGUCCGGUAUAGGUGUUUACUGCGGCAUUCACUUUAUGGCUAUCUGGAAUUGUGAAGCGCUUAUAAGGCUGAGGCCAUCCAGACAUCAAUUGUAAAGUAGGGAAUUGUACUAUGUAAAUGUGACCGUCACUAAAGAAGACAACAUCGCUGUUAGGUUUCUGAUAUAUUGCUUCGAAACGUUUAAAAGAUUUCGGAAGAAACGGUAGCCACUCAAAUAGGUUCUUAGCGGACUCCACCUUGCUGCUGCUAUUUAACGUAGAUAUCCAAACCCAAUGUCCAUAAAACAUAUAUAGUCGUUUGUUUAGAAUCAAAAAGUGUUCGAUUUGAACGUUACACAGUUCAGGCGGUUUAACGGUCUUGCGAGUAGUAGUAGUCUUGCGGGUAGUAGCAGGUGUAGUCUUAAUACGUGUUGAAAGAUGAUAAGUUUUAUUAUCCGGUGAACGUGAAGAUGUAAUAGUAUCAUGAGGAUAUAGUGCUUGGAUUCCGGCGAUAUCAUCCUCAUGUAGGUUGAUAGUAUUUGGAUUGUAAUAAGGAAACAUAAGCGCAUUUUGAUUGUUUGAAUGAUGUAAUCCUAGAGCAUGACCUAUUUCAUGUAAUAUGGUGUGGAAAUAACUAGUAUAACCAGGAGGAGGUGCAUUUACAUCUGCUCUAUGCCAACGUUCAUCCCAAUCAAUGUGAAUUUCAACGACAUGCUGAUCUCUAGAUGGAAAGUAGGAAUGCGCCAAUACAUCACCCAUUCCAUCAAAAUCAAAAAUACAUUGCGGAUAUGGCGGCAAAGCAAAUGUAUGCUUGCGGGAAUGAAAUGAUAUCAAUAUGUUCGGGUUUUGCGCGCUGUAUUUGAAUUUUAAAUUUGAGUGUUUCGCCCAAACUUGAAAAGCUUCAUCUGUCAUCUGUAAAACUUUCACAUCAUGCAUAUUGGAUACAUAGUAAAUCAAAGUCUGUUUUAACCAUUUAUACUGAUGAGAUGAGUCAUAUACGAUGAUGGAUCAUCAGAAUUUCCGCAUCUAGACCGAGAUAUGAGUUGUAAUGUUUCCCCAUUUAACCUGCCAUCGCUAGGUAGUUUAUAACGUUCUUGAAAUUUCCUUAAAGCGCUGAUCGUGAUAUUUAUACGAUUAUCUUGAGUUGAUUCACCAUCACCAGGCUCCUUUAUGUAUCCAUAUUUAGCGAGAUGACUAAACACCAUAUCGAUUUCACGCUCACUGAUUGUGUUUCUUUCAUCAUCAUCAUCGCCAUCAUCAACCGUAUUAGCGUUGAUACUAAUACAGCAUUGAAAAAGCAAAAAAAGUGCAAUGACAGCAGUCUGCAUGAUCACAAAACUUAUACUAAUUCAAAUUUUCUUUUCUUUUAAGGACCGGUAGGAAAGAUAUGUGGUAGGGGGAAAUGAUUACAGUAAUAAUCUUAAUCUUUAUUAUUUAUCAGAAAACACGUGUUACAAAUUAGAUUUUGCGCACAAUGUUAGUGAAUGGCUCAUAUUCGAUUAAUACAUCAUGUAAAAUUACACAAUAAGCGAUGGUAUCAUGUGCAAAUGCGGCUGAUGCUUCCACUUCCAAUUUUAAAUCGAUCACCACAUUAUGGAUACUCUCAUUUUGGCGAGUGCAAUUGAUAACGAAGAUGGGCUGAUCUUCGAACUCUUAAUAGCUAAGAAGCGAUCCCUCUUGCAAAGCGUCGUAAUAUUGAUUUCGAAAAUUUAAAUAUUCUUCGUAAGCGUCUACAUACUUAUUGUCGGUAAAGACCAGAUUCUGCUGCUCAUAAGGAUAUCUUCGAUUGUUAAUGUUCGCCUUUAUAUUGGAAACACUCAAAUGAUUAAACCUGCUCGCAUCUGCUUCUUUGUUAUUUCGCUUCUUAGUUUGGAACGCAAUCAGUAGCCAUUGAGGGCGUUGAAAACCAGUGCU
Photinus pyralis (common eastern firefly) is the source of this 3901-nucleotide messenger RNA. RefSeq lists its product as uncharacterized. The record is from RefSeq and is a predicted model, not a curated record. Bases 793 to 1581 code for a protein of 262 amino acids. The transcript is spliced from 2 exons. NCBI's taxonomy places the organism in Eukaryota, Metazoa, Arthropoda, Insecta, Coleoptera, Lampyridae.